Molecule: messenger RNA, 2399 nt
Organism: Erythranthe guttata (spotted monkey flower)
Lineage: Eukaryota; Viridiplantae; Streptophyta; Magnoliopsida; Lamiales; Phrymaceae
Product: Phototropic-responsive NPH3 family protein
Molecular function (GO): protein binding
Source: RefSeq, a predicted model, not a curated record
GAAAAGGUUAACCAACUCUCCUAAGUAAGUAAUCCGUUUUUAUGUUUUUUUUAAACAUAAAAACAAUCGCUUUUGUAUUCCCCUAAAUCUGUCUUUAAUUUGUUUCUUUUUCCUUUUUCUUUUACUUUUGAUUUAAUUAAUAACAAUGUUUAUAGAUUGAUAGUCGAUAGAGAUGGUGGCGGUGCAUGAUGCAUGAUCAUGAAUUUAUUUAAAUCCAAUUCCUGCACUGUAAAUGCCAAUUCCUGCCUGCACUGUUUUCCCUUUUAUAGCAGCAAUAUAAUAUAAUUAAUUCUUUCAAGUUCAACUACUUUUUUUCUUGUUAUCUUUUCAUAUGAUGUUUUGAUUCCAUCUCUCUUCAAUGAUUGCAUUUUAUUACUGUUGCUUAGUUUCUGCCGUGGUCGGAGUAGUAGUAGUUUGAGAUUCUGUUGCAAGCUCAGCUACUCUUAUACUCGGACAAGAAUAUUUCCCAACAAACAUAGAGAAUGGUGUCGGAGCAUUCUCUCUCCACCCCCCACCACCACCACCCUCCUCCCACAAAGUUCUCCACUUCCUUUGCCAACCGUAUUUUCUCAGAUGUUGCUGGUGACAUCACAAUCAUUGUUGAUGGAGAAUCAUUUCUAUUGCAUAAGUUCCCCCUAGUCGCUCGAAGUGGUAAGAUCCGUAAGCUCGUUGCUGAUGCCAAAAUCAGUAAUUCAAAUCUAUCAAAGCUGGAACUCAAUAACUUGCCUGGAGGCCCCGAAACAUUCGAACUUGCUGCCAAAUUCUGUUAUGGCAUGAAUUUUGCUAUCACAUCAGCAAAUGUAGCCCCUCUGCGCUGCGCUGCUGAAUACAUGGAAAUGACUGAAGAUUAUCGAGACGAAAACCUCAUCGAACGUACACAAACCUAUCUAAUCGAAGUUGUAUCUCACAGUCUUCAAAAAUCAGUCGAGGUUCUAUCUUCCUGCGAGAACCUACUACCACUUGCUGACGAAAUAGGAAUUUCAGACAGAUGUGUAUGUGCUAUUACGACGACUGCUUGUAAGGAACAGCUUGUAUCAGGUUUAUCUCGUUUAGAUUGUCACAGUGGAUCUUUAGAGCCGAAAGGUAGGUGUCAUGAGUGGUGGAUUGAAGAGCUUUCUGUAUUGGGUGUCGAUUUUUAUCACAGAGUUAUUAGUGCAAUGGGACAGAGUGGUGUGAGGACAGACAGCAUAGUUGCCUCUUUGAUGCAUUAUGCACAUACUUCACUAAAGGGAAUUGGGAAGCCACAUUUGUGGAAUCCAGCAAGAACAAAUAACCCUGGCUUCGUCGAAAACGCCCAGAAAACCAUUGUCGAAUCUCUUGUAACUCUGUUACCCACGGAGAAAAGUUCCUCCGUUAUUCCUUUGACUUUUCUGUUUGGGAUGACGAGGGUAGCUAUAAUGGUGGAUGCUACCUUAGCGUGCAGGAUCGAGCUCGAGAGAAGAAUUGCUUAUAGAUUAGAAAUGGCAAUACUGGAUGAUCUGCUUAUACCUUGUGUCCAAACAGGUGAGUCCUUGUUUGAUGUGGAUACCAUCCAUCGGAUUCUGGGUCAUUUCCUCCAACGCAUCGAAGAAGAAGAAGAAAACGAAGAAUUCGGAUAUGAAUCGGAUGGGCAUGGGUCCUUGUUAAAAGUUGGAAGGCUUAUCGAUUCAUAUUUAGCUGAAAUCGCUCCUGACCCGUAUUUGAGCCUUGCAAAGUUCAUUUCCAUGAUUGAAGUACUACCCGAUUACGCUCGUGUCAUUGAUGACGGGCUUUACAGGGCUAUCGACAUCUACUUAAAGGCACACCAAACGCUGAACGAAAACGAAUGCAAGAAGCUGUGCAAGUUCAUAGACUGCCAGAAACUAUCGGAAGAAGCAUGCAACCAUGCAGCACAAAACGAUAGACUCCCGGUCCACUUGGUAGUUAGGGUUUUGUAUUUUGAGCAGCUGAGGUUGAAGAAUGCACUGUCAGGAAGCUGUGGUGACGGUUUGUUAUCGCAGAAGAUAAGCAGUGGGGUUGCGAGCGCCGCAAUGUCACCACGAGAUACUUACGCUUCGCUGAGGAGAGAGAAUAGGGAGCUGAAGCUGGAGAUAUCGAGAAUGAGAGUUAGGCUGAGCGAUGUUGAGAAAGAACAGUUGGUCAUGAAACAGGGGAUGAUGGAUAAGUCUAGCCAGGGGGGGAAGACUCUGCUCACCUCCAUAUCUAAAGGGAUCGGAAGAAUCGGUAUUUUUAAGGCCCAAAAUCAAGAUCAACACAACAAGCGUGGCAAGAAGCUCAAAUCAGCUGGCAGGGGUAAGAGGCACUCUGUAUCGUAGCCUAGUUCUGUGUACUGUGUUAUUUUCACAAAAUGUGAUAAAAUGGAAAAUGGAUAUGCUACAAUUAUUUAUUUUUUGUGAUGAAAAAAAAGUACUUGUUCGAGU